AUGGGGCAUAUAAGAACUGUUAGAAAAUUUAAGAAAAUAGGAUUUUUGGACAUAACUGAUGGUUCUAGUUAUAAAAAUCUUUCAGUCGUUUGUAAAGAUGUAAAUUUAUUGAAUGACUUUAAAGUAGGACAAAGCGUUUAUUUAGAAGGAACUGUUGUAGAAUCCAAAGGAACUCAAGAUUAUGAACUUUCUUUCGAUGUCAAUAAACAUAAAAUCAAAAUCGUAGGUGAUAUUGAGGAUCUGUAUCCCAUUCAGAAGAAAGAGACUAGUUUCCAAUUCCUUCGUACGAUCCCCGAAUUUAGACAUAGAACUUCAACCUUAGCUUCCAUACUUAGACUUCGUUCCGAUAUAGAAUUUAGUUUACUUAAUUUUUUCAAAAAACAAGAUUUCGUCAAAGUUACACCUCCAAUGGUAACCAGUGCUGAUACUGAAGGAGCUGGUGAACAAUUUGCUCUUGAACCAAUUAAUCCUAGAAGUAAUAUUGUUAAUGGGAAAGAAGAAAUCGAUCAUUUCUUUGGGAAACCUGCUUAUUUAACUGUAUCAACUCAAUUACAUUUGGAAAUCUUAGCAGCUUCUUUGAACAGAGUUUGGACACUUACUCCAUGUUUCCGUGCAGAAUAUUCCAAUACUAAUAGACAUUUGAGUGAAUUUUGGAUGUUGGAAGCUGAAAUAUCUUUUGUUGAAGAAAUAAGUCAAUUAACUGAUUUCUGUGAAGAUAUGAUAAAAUCUGUCAUUUUGGAUAUCAAGGCCAACAGUGAAGAUGUGCUAGGAUCAAGAUUUAAUGACGCAGAAAGACAAAUAAUGCAAGAAAGAUGGGAUAUCACUGAUAAAAAAUGGCCCAGUAUCACAUAUACUGAAGCUAUAACUAUAUUGAAGAAUCACGAUUCUUCGGUUCAAUGGGGAGAUUCUAUCUCUACUGAACAUGAAAAAUGGUUGGCUGGUGAACAUUUUCAAUCUCCAGUUUUCAUCACUGAUUAUCCUAAACUGCAAAAACCAUUUUACAUGCCAUUAUCGAAAAAUAAUGAUACAUCCCAACCAACAGUUGCAUGUUUCGAUUUAAUUUUCCCCACAAUAGGGGAAUUAAUCGGAGGUUCUCUUAGAGAACAUAAUUAUGAUAAGUUGGUGGAAGAAUUACAAUCAAGAGGUAUGAAAAGAGAUAUGAAUUGGUACUUAGCUAUCCGUAAGAAUGGUAGUGUACCCCAUGGGGGAUUCGGUAUGGGAUUUGAAAGAUUACUUUUGUACCUCACUUCUAUAGAGAACAUCAGAGAUGUUGUAACAUUCCCUAGAUCACCCCAAUCUUGUGAUUGUUAA
Yamadazyma jaroonii is the source of this 1311-nucleotide messenger RNA. NCBI's taxonomy places the organism in Eukaryota, Fungi, Ascomycota, Pichiomycetes, Serinales, Debaryomycetaceae. The record is from the annotation of a GenBank genome assembly.